This is a messenger RNA of Dipodomys ordii (Ord's kangaroo rat), 773 nucleotides long. It is a transcript of the gene Park7, whose product is annotated as parkinson protein 7. The transcript is spliced from 8 exons. NCBI's taxonomy places the organism in Eukaryota, Metazoa, Chordata, Mammalia, Rodentia, Heteromyidae. Gene Ontology annotation, cellular component: nucleus; cytosol. The coding region runs from base 51 to 620 and encodes 189 amino acids. The record is from RefSeq and is a predicted model, not a curated record. Gene Ontology annotation, molecular function: protein deglycase activity. Gene Ontology annotation, biological process: protein deglycation, glyoxal removal; guanine deglycation, glyoxal removal.
UUUUCCCUUCCCUCAGCGCAGUUUAAGUUCUCAAUAAGUAGAACAUACAAAUGGGUACAAAAAGAGCCUUGGUCAUCCUGGCCAAAGGAGCAGAGGAGAUGGAGACUGUCAUCCCAGUGGAUCUCAUGAGGAGAGCUGGGAUUAAGGUCACCAUUGCAGGUUUGACUGGGAAAGACCCAGUGGUUUGCAGUCGGGACGUUGUCAUUUGCCCUGAUGCCAGUCUUGAAGAAGCAAGGAAACAGGGACCUUACGACGUGGUGGUUCUCCCUGGAGGUAAUCUGGGUGCGCAGAAUUUAUGUGAGUCGAGCGCCGUGAAGGACAUCUUGAAGGAGCAGGAGAGCAGGAAGGGCCUCAUCGCCGCCAUCUGUGCAGGUCCCACGGCUCUGUUGGCGCAUGAAAUAGGUUUUGGAAGCAAAGUCACAUCACACCCACUUGCCAAAGACAAGAUGGUGAACGGGAGUCACUACAGCUACACGGAGAGCCGCGUGGAGAAGGACGGCCCGAUCCUCACCAGCCGCGGCCCGGGCACCAGCUUCGAGUUUGGCCUGGCCAUCGUGGAGGCGCUCAGCGGCGCGGACGUGGCCAGCCAAGUGAAGGCCCCACUCGUGCUCAAGGACUAGAGCAGAGCCUAGCCCGGGGGGAAGGGCAUGGGGCGCCGGGCUGUCCCGUCCCGACCCGACCCGUCCCUGCAGUUCCACAGAGCCUCCCCUCCGGGGUUGUCCGUGUACAUUUCUGACCUUGUUUGCACAAUAAAUAGGGUGUGUAGAAAGCUG